This is a messenger RNA of Sorex fumeus (smoky shrew), 1743 nucleotides long. RefSeq names its product chromobox 4 (gene CBX4). Lineage: Eukaryota; Metazoa; Chordata; Mammalia; Eulipotyphla; Soricidae. Gene Ontology annotation, biological process: negative regulation of DNA-templated transcription. The record is from RefSeq and is a predicted model, not a curated record. The transcript has 5 exons. Bases 96 to 1706 code for a protein of 536 amino acids.
GCGCCGGGGCCGGGCCGGCAGCCGGGCGCCGGCGGGAGCCAGCAGCGUCUGCAGCCGCGCCGGCCGCCCGCGCCCCGGCGCGCUCCGGCGGGGCCAUGGAGCUGCCAGCUGUCGGCGAGCACGUCUUCGCCGUGGAGAGCAUCGAGAAGAAGCGGAUCCGCAAGGGCCGAGUGGAGUAUCUGGUGAAAUGGAGAGGCUGGUCCCCCAAAUAUAACACGUGGGAGCCCGAGGAGAACAUCCUGGACCCCCGGCUGCUGAUCGCCUUCCAGAACAGGGAACGGCAGGAGCAGCUGAUGGGGUGUCGGAAGAGAGGCCCGAAACCCAAGCCGCUGGUGGUCCAGGUGCCCACCUUCGCUCGCCGCUCCAAUGUGCUGACGGGGCUCCAGGACUCCUCCGCCGACAACCGCGCCAAGUUGGAGCUGGGCGCGCAGGGCAAGGGCCAAGGCCACCAGUAUGAGCUCAACAGCAAGAAGCACCACCAGUACCAGCCGCACAGCAAGGAGAGGGCGGGCAAGCCGCCGCCGCCGCCGCCGGGCAAGAGCGGCAAGUACUACUACCAGCUCAACAGCAAGAAGCACCACCCCUACCAGCCCGACCCCAAGAUGUACGACCUGCAGUACCAGGCCGGCCACAAGGAGGCGCCCGGCGCCGCGUGCCCGGACCUGGGCGCCAAGAGCCACGCGCCCGACAAGUGGGCGCACGGCGCGGGGGCCAAGGGCUACCUGGGCGCCGUGAAGCCCCUGGCCGGCGCGGCCGGCGCGGCGGCGGGCAAGGGCGCGGAGAAGGGCGCCCCCAACGGCCUGGCGCCCGCGCCCAAGGAGGCAGGGGCCGGCAACGGCAUCGGGGGCAAGAUGAAGAUCGUCAAGAACAAGAACAAGAACGGGCGCAUCGUGAUCGUCAUGAGCAAGUACAUGGAGAACGGCAUGCAGGCCGUGAAGAUCAAGUCCGGCGACGCCGAGGACGCGCGCGCCGGCCACAAGAAGCGCGCGCCCGACGAGCGGACUUUCAAGAAGGCGGGCGCCGAGGAGAAGAAGGCGGAGGCGGCCCCGGGCAAGCGGCGCGAGGAGGCGGCGGGGCCUGAGCCGCCCGCCCCCGAGGCGGGGGGCGCGCGCAAGCCCUCCCCGGCGGCGGCGGCCAAGGAGGCGCUCGAGCAGCCCCUGCCGCUCACCACCAAGCCCGAGCUGCUGGCCUGGGACCCCGCCCCGCGCGGCCCGCCCGCGGCCCCGCACCACCCCGCGCACCACGCCCCGCACGGCCUCGGCCUCGGCCUGGCCCACGCGCGCAAGCGCUGCCUGUCCGAGACGCACGGCGAGCGCGACCCCUGCAAGAAGCGGCUGACGGCGCGCAGCAUCAGCACCCCCACCUGCCUGGGGGCCGGCGCGCCCGCCCCCGCCGCCGCGCUCCCGCAGCCCGAGGUCAUCCUGCUGGACUCGGACCUGGAUGAGCCCAUAGACUUGCGCUGCGUGAAGACGCGGGAGGCGGGGCCGCCGGCCGGCGCGGCGCACGUCAAGCCCGAGGCAGCCGCGCCCCCGGUGGUGGUGGCGGCGGCCAGCGUGCCCCCCGCCGCCGAGAAGCCCCCGGCCGCGGCGCAGGACGAGCCCGAGGAGCCGCUGGGCGAGUUCAAGCCCUUCUUCGGGAACAUCAUCAUCACCGACGUCACUGCGAACUGCCUCACCGUCACCUUCAAGGAGUACGUGACGGUGUAACGGCGGCAGGCGGACCGGACCGGCCCGGGACCCUGGC